AUGGGAAAACAUUACUUUGCAACUGGCCGUGGAGGUGCAGGGAACAUCCAGUCAAGUGAUUCUCAACCACACCCAAAAGAAGUUGAAAUAGGUUCACAAACUCCAAAUUUACUACAGCCAGUGUUCUCUACAGGUAGAGGUGGUGCUGGUAACAUGAUGAAGAAUAAUGAUGCCAAAUUAACGAGGAAAUUACAAGAUGUGGAUCAAGACCCUGAGGAUUACAUAUCGCCAGUCUUGUCGCAGAAAAGUCAAACUCCUCAAAAUAAUAUGAGCAUUGGGAGAGGUGGUUAUGGGAAUAUGAUAAGUCCAAAAAACAGUGCUAGUGAAAGUCAGCAAAAGCAAAGAAAAAAAGUUCAAAAGGAUAAGAAAGAUGAGGGUUUUUUGAAAAAGGCUAAAAAUUUCUUCAAGAAAUAG
Molecule: messenger RNA, 414 nt
Organism: Hansenula anomala
Lineage: Eukaryota; Fungi; Ascomycota; Saccharomycetes; Phaffomycetales; Wickerhamomycetaceae
Gene: PAR32
Product: Par32p
Exons: 1
Coding region: 1-414 (137 amino acids)
Source: RefSeq, a predicted model, not a curated record